UUGAAUUUUGUGUUGUAGAUAUUCGACUGCAGUUGAACGAGCAGCUGCGAUGCCUGGACGUGCGCAUGGAGACGCAGGUGGCGGUGGUGGGGGAACUGCAGGACUUCUUCCGGCGGCGCGCAGAGGUCGAACUCGACUACAGCAAGAACCUCGACAAGCUCGCCAAGAGUCUGCAGCUCAGGCACAAGGAGCAGAAACAAAAGAGAGAGCAGUGGCCGUUGUUUUCGUCAUAUAGCUGUUGGCAGCAGUUGGUCACACAGACACGGAACCUCAGCAAGGACCAUGCCGCACUCAGCGAGGUCUACUCGACACACCUUGUCAGUCGGCUGGCACAAGUUAUCGAAGAUGUACAAAGGAUAUACAGAAGGUGUCGUGAAAGUUACGAGACUCACGAAGAAAUACUGAGGGUUUCACACGAGCUGCAUACCACAAUGAAAACCUACCAGCCUACCAGGCGAUGCAGGCAAGCGAGGCCAGCUCCGACUUGCCGAGAACCGAGACUCAAAAUAGAACAAUCCUUGCCCAAGGAGAAGCUGCCGUUCAAAAAGUUCAGACUUGUAGAAAAAGAAGUACAAAAGAGAAAAAACAAAUACUUUGACGCCAAGUUGAAAGCACUUAAGGCGCGAAACGAGUACGUGUUGUGUUUGGAGGCAUCGAACACUACGCUACACAAGUACUUCGUUGACGACCUGUCCGACCUGAUAGACUGCAUGGACCUGGGCUUCCACGAGUGCAUCUCGCGGGCGCUGAUGAUGCACAUCUCGGCCGAGGAAGGCCACCAGGGCUCCGUGCAGGCCGGCCUCGAUGCGCUGCACUCCAACAUCGCCGCGCUCGACUCGCGGCUCGACAAGCAGCGCUUCCUCGAGUUCAACCAUUCCGCCUUCAUGAUACCAAAGAAGUUCGAGUUCCAGGCGAAGAAGACAAAGGCAAUGCCCGAACUGCAGAAGCUGUUGUGCGCGGAGAUGGAGACGCGACUGGUGCAGCUGAAGACGCGGCUGACGACGCUGCGCGCUGAGUCUGAGGAGGUGUGGAAGACGCUGGAGACGGCCGAAGCGACGCUGCUCGACAUGCUGACGGCAAAGGACUACGACUGCAGCGGCUACUUUGGCGACAAUGCGCUGCCCGCCAGCAAGCCGCCUGAGACUGUUUCCAUCAAGCUGCGUGCCGAUCGACAUGAGACCGAGGAGUUCUACCUGACGAAACUGCGCGAAUUCAUGCUGGGCACAAGCCGGAUAGCGCGACUUGACUCGAAGCACGAGUACAUCAGACAGCAGCUGUUGGACAUGUCGAGUGGAGUGGAGAUGAUCGGAGGCAGCGGGGGUGUUGGAGGCGGAUCUCAGAGUCCCGGCCUCCUGCAGCCGUCGUCCGCCUCCAAGCCGCCCCGCCGCAAACGUAUCGGCCGCCUCCACAUGAACGGCCAGCCCAAGCUGUUUGGAGGCAGUCUCGAGGAGUACCUAGAGUCGCUCAACCAGGAGAUACCGCUCAUCGUCAAGAGCUGUAUCAGGGUUAUCAAUCUCUACGGACUCCACCACCAAGGGAUAUUCAGGGUAUCUGGCUCUCAGGUUGAAAUCAACAACUUCAGAGAGGCGUUCGAGAGGGGGGAGGAUCCCCUGGCUGACGUCACUGAUGCAUCAGACAUCAACUCGGUGGCCGGCGUCCUCAAGCUCUAUCUCCGCGAACUCAGAGAGCCGCUCUUCCCAAUCAUCUAUUUUGAACAGUUCAUGGAAUUGGCUCAAUUGGAGUCGAAGCAGGAAUUUGUGAUGCGAAUGAAGGAUCUCGUCCAAAGUUUACCUCGUUGUGUAGUUAUAGUCAUGCGUUACCUCUUUGCUUUCCUCAAUCACUUAUCAGAAUACAGUGAUGAGAACAUGAUGGACCCUUACAAUCUAGCGAUAUGCUUCGGACCAACCCUGGUGCCUGUGCCUGAGGACAAGGACCAGGUUCAGUAUCAGAACCAAGUCAACGAACUCAUCAAGAACAUUAUUCUAUUCAACGACGAAAUCUUCCCAUUGAACGAUUUUGGUGGCACUGUGUAUGAGAAAUACAUAUCGAGAGAACCCGAUGACAAUGAUGUUGGUGAUUCACCAUCGGACCAUGUGCAGGAGGAUAUGGACUCUGAAGUGUACCCUUCAGAAGAUG
Nilaparvata lugens (brown planthopper) is the source of this 2136-nucleotide messenger RNA. RefSeq names its product SLIT-ROBO Rho GTPase-activating protein 1-like. Gene Ontology annotation, biological process: signal transduction; negative regulation of cell migration. Lineage: Eukaryota; Metazoa; Arthropoda; Insecta; Hemiptera; Delphacidae. Gene Ontology annotation, cellular component: cytoplasm. The record is from RefSeq and is a predicted model, not a curated record. Gene Ontology annotation, molecular function: protein binding.